This is a messenger RNA of Cylicocyclus nassatus, 2424 nucleotides long. The record is from the annotation of a GenBank genome assembly. Lineage: Eukaryota; Metazoa; Nematoda; Chromadorea; Rhabditida; Strongylidae.
GUAGUCACCAUCCUCCAUUUUUUCCGCACUUUUUGCAAUAAAUUGAUUUUCAUUCAGAAAAUACUCGACUAGCUUUGACGCUAGUUGGAACAAGCUGUUCUGACAAUGGCGCUUCCGCCAUCAUAUCACGAAGGUGUUUCAUGUGAUGGAUGUCUGAGUGGUAACUUCUCUGGCAACAGAUAUAAAUGUCUUCGAUGCUAUGACUUCGAUUUAUGUCAAUCCUGUUACCUUAGUAAUCGGUUUCGACCGGAAGGUACGGAUACGACAUUGUCUCACAACGAGGAUCACCCCGUGCAAAUGAUCAUGACUCAGCGGGACUUUGAUGCUGUUUACGAGGGUGACAGUUCGAAAAACUAUGACGCAUGUCGAAUAGCAUCUUUUACUUGUCCCUACUGCGGACUUAAUGGCUUCAGUCUUCGCAGUUUUGCAAGUCAUAUCUUAAGUGUGCACUCGGAACCACCAGUGCCCCGCGUUAAUGUGAUCUGCCCUAUGUGUAUUGCUUGCCCAGAGUUUGAUGCCAACAGAGAAAUUGAUAAUUUGAAGACACACUGGACAGCAUUCCAUGCUAAUCUCGAAGCUGCAACGUAUCGUGCUGAGCCUACACGGACGAACGCGCGACGUCCAAUGCUGGCGCGAAGGACUGCUCGACAACCAGCUGGAGUUGGUGCAAAUUUGGGAGGUGGGAACGCAGCUGCUCCGGCGGUCGGUAUAGCAGCGGGAGGAGCUGGCACGAUUGGUUUACCACCGUGGAGCGCCGAUAUUGCUGAUGUGGACGAAAUGUUCAGAAUGGUAAAUCUCACCAGACACAUCCCUACAUUGCCUCAUAUGCCUAUCGCUGCUGAAAUGCAGCGUAUUAGUAAUCAGUUGUUUCAGCCUGUUGGGAAUGGAGCAAACUUGCUGCCUGCUCUCAACUCCCUGCGCAAUGUUGUGACGAGGAAUAGCGAAUAUGCACAGCCAAGAAGCUCUAGUUCUGUCAGACAAACUUCGGUGGCAACUCCUGCGCCGCAGAUUGUUCGACCAUUGCGAGUUGUUCCUAUCUAUCCUCCUUCAGAUUCUCAGACUGGAUCUCCUGAUGAGCUAGAGCCUUUCGAAGAACUUACUGAGGAUGAUUCUAGUGAUGCUGGAGCGUUUGCGGAGGAAGGAGAUGUGGCUCAUGAGGAUGAUGAGAAUCAUAGGUCUAGCAACAGCCAUACCGGAAUUGCGAAUGGCACCAAGGGCAGCGCUAUGGACGGAAGCACGACAUCAGCACGUGGCGAUUCAGAUAGCGAGUUUGAAUUCUCUCCAUCUGCUUUUGAUGACAGCGAGACCACGUCGGAAGCAGGACAUGCUGAACCAAGCAACCCGCACUUGCGCUCGGAGAAAAAUUCGGCACCUUUUGAUCGUCCUUUAUCAAAAAGAGAUAUAUGGCGAGCUCUUCGCUCGUCAUUAACAGCUGAAGAAAUGGAAACUUUCAACAACGUUUUGCGACGGGAACCAAGCAGAGACUUAGAUGAAAACGAGGAUGCUCCCGCAGCAGGAAUGACAGGACGGGAACGAGAACGGGUUAAAGUGGAGGAAGGACAAGAAUCUCAGAGCUGGUUGAGCGUGAUGUUCGACGUACCACCACUUUCAUCGUUUUCCAUGGGUAGCUACUGGAACGACAAGCGUUUUCUCAGGCAAAGAAAAAUGCAGCGUGAAAUGAGCAUGGCUAGUAAUACUGAAACACAACUGAACAAGGCUGAUAUAGCGCUGGCUCUCGUCCGUGACAUCGGCCUCGUACCCGCAAGAGGACGAGAAUUUUCAAGUCCAGACGCUUCGUUACGACGAACAUUAGCACAGCUUGACAUUCCUAACAUGCCGACUGGCGAAGGUGAUGAUUUGUCAAAAAGGAAUUCCGAGACUGUCGAACAAAUUAAACAAGAUGCCCUUCUUGUAGCUUCACGACGUCUACAGUCGGAAUCAGAGAUCGUUGCAGCAGCUGUGGUCGAUCAGACUGAAGGCGAGAACUCGGCUGAAGCUUCGGUUGUUGCCUCAUCUCUUCCAGCAGCAUCUUCCUCUCAAGUCAGUGAUGGUGAAUCUUCCGAAGACGACGACGUCUCAGAGCAAUCCGGUCGUCCCGAUGAAGUUGAAUUUCUCGCGACCGAUGGUGAACCACGUUCUUGAUAGUAUUAUCUCGGCAGCCUAUGCAUAACUUGCAAACGUUCACAGUUUGACUACCAUUCGCUUACAGCGAGAGUUUGGAAGUUCACCAAAAAAAUUUGGUUUUCACUCCAUUUUAUAGCUAAAGACAUGCUCUAGUCUCGACCAUUGCUUUCUAUUUCUUCUGACUCCAUUUUAGAUGUCUACUUCUUAUGUUUGCCUAUCAAAUCGACGUAUAGCAUGUAUGUUUUGCUCAAAUUUCUAGUAUCAAUGCAUAUGUUCUUCACAAAUUCGGCGAUAUUUCUU